CCUAACAUUCGAGAGAACACGCUCGCGAGGCUCCGUGAAACUCUCCCGAUAAACAUGGCAAUAAGCAUCGGCAGUGGCUCGAGAGUCAUUCAUUCGUGCAAGUCUCGCUGCUCGAGACACGUUUCUCUUGUGGAAUUCUUGAAAUUAAUAAGAGAUCCGAGGGAACGGUGUCAGUUCGUCGUAUAGUUUUAUACCGACGUGAAUUGGGCUAUAUCGUUAUGAGGUUAAGUAACGCUUCGACCUAACCGAGGCAAAGUGUGCAAUUUGUGUUUUUUCAUUAUGUGUUUACAAGUUUUUUCACGCCGUGAGUGAUUUUUUUUUUAUCGAUCGUCAAUAAAAUAACUGAUGAGGACUUUUCGGAACAGUUAAAAUUCUUCCUGAAUUCAACGCACCCACAGCAGAAUAUAAAUCCUUCGAUUCAUUCCACAGUGCACGUAUCGCUGAACAAACAAUGGAGAAUCGUCAAGAUCAAGAAGGGAAAGGGAUGCCUGGAAAAAUAGCUCUCGUGUUUUCAGUCCUCACUCACGUCCUUUUGUUGGCCCCAGUGCUCUACAUCGUAGCGUUGUAUUUCAAAGAAUACACCUUUUUUUCGUGGCAUCCAAUAUGUAUGGCCGUUGGCGUUGGGCUGUUGAUGAUGGAGGCUGUUUUUACGAUAUCCGGAGAAGGCUACCUGAGCUCAAAACUGUCACGAGGAAAUCGCGUGACCUUGCAUUGGAUUUUGAACGCGAGUGGCCUGAGUUUGAUGCUUAUAGGAUUAAUAAUAAUAGUAGUAAACAAAAAUAGACACGGAUGGAACCACUUUGUAACGAGCCACGCAAAACUUGGCCUCAGCUCGAUUAUAAUCGCCAUUGUCGUAGCGAUCUUUGGUAUCCUCGCGAACAAUACCCGUUGGCUUUAUCCUCACGUCAGACCGGUUCUCGUCAAGGUUGGCCAUGCAUUUGGCGGUAUCGCAAUAACGAUCUUGCUCCUCGCUACCAUCAUUAAUGGCACCUAUAAAAAUUCGUUUCCGGGCUCUGAAACCGGAAGAAGCCUCGUCUUCGCUGCGCUCUUCAUUGCAGGCGUUUUCAUUAUUGUUAAACCGUGUCUCGGUGCAGUUGCCAGAAGCAGAGUGCUCUUCAAGAGAUCGAAAACCACAAGCGAUGCGAGCGACUCGUGACUUGGGCUCGCCUACACUCCACUUCCGGUUUCGGAAGAAUUCAUCGGCGCUGAAGCAUAAUUUACACUUUUUUUAAUCAACAAAAACAUCGAGUGAAUUCAACGAUCGUACAGUUUAUCGAUUUUUAUAAAAUUUUAUAACGAAAUUCGGAAUCUCAUGAAUUUAACGAAACUUCGAACAUUUUUACUGAACAAUGACGCACAUUUUUAUCGUCCUUUUUCCAUUGAUAUAGAGUUCAGAAAAUACUAAUUUGAGAGAUCAUCGAAUUCAGACAUUUUCGAUGCGAUCAAUUCUCGCUUUCAACUUACCGGAUUACGGAAAUAGAAAUAACGCUGAUUAUUUCAGGAUAACCAAAUAUUGAAUCGCACACAAAGUCCGAUUGUUCAUCGCGCAGCGAGAUGCGCGCUAGCGACGGCGAGAAGACAAAAAAAUCUCGGUUUAUUGGGUGCAGCUAAAUCGCUCCUUUGUCAUGAGUUUAUACGUCGAUCUCGUUCCACGGCGAAUAUGUAAAUUGAAAUUAGCCAGGCAUCGCGUUGCAUCGGGAUACGUGUUCUUGAAAUUCUACCAUUUCAUUUGCCAAUCGAUUGCGGGAGUAGCUAUCGAUAAACAUCGAGGAAAUACGUUUAUCGAAAAGAAUUCGCGUUGAAUUUGAAUAAACGAUCAGCGGAAGGUCGACGCUUUAAAUUUCCAAGUGAAUUUCAAAUUCCUCAUUCCUCGGACGAAUGCAAAACUUGUGACAAUUUUUAUUAUCAUUUUUCAAGAAUGCAUGAGGAAAUGUGAGUCCAAAACGACACAAAUCGAGGCGUUUCCUCAUUUAUCAUUUUUUCUUACAAAUCAGCUUUUUAUUUACUGAUAAACGGUCACAUUUCCUUCAUUGCUAAAAAGAGACUGAAUACUGUAAAAAAACGUACUUGAUCAAAGGGUCAAAUGAUUUGUUUCAUUCUGAACAAAAUUUUUCUACAUAAUUGACAACUCGAAUUAUCGUUGUCGUAUUAUUAAGAGGGAAAACGUAUUUUUCGGUCUCGUAAUUGAAAAAAAAAAGUACGUCCAUCUUAAAUGUAUAACUAGGUGUACCAUUCUCAACCACAUACCAACACUUUAUUGUAAUUGAAUAGGCGUUGUUACAUUUACAUAUAAUUUAAUAUAUAAUAUAUUGUGUAUAUUUUUCGCAUAAUACAAUGUACAUUUACAAUAAUACAACCGUUCACUUGGA
Venturia canescens is the source of this 2369-nucleotide messenger RNA. Its product is annotated as transmembrane reductase CYB561D2-like. The transcript is spliced from 3 exons. Gene Ontology annotation, molecular function: heme binding; transmembrane monodehydroascorbate reductase activity. Lineage: Eukaryota; Metazoa; Arthropoda; Insecta; Hymenoptera; Ichneumonidae. The record is from RefSeq and is a predicted model, not a curated record. The coding region runs from base 452 to 1156 and encodes 234 amino acids.